Messenger RNA from Oryza sativa Japonica Group (Japanese rice), 1406 nucleotides. RefSeq lists its product as uncharacterized. Gene Ontology annotation, molecular function: DNA binding. Lineage: Eukaryota; Viridiplantae; Streptophyta; Magnoliopsida; Poales; Poaceae. The record is from RefSeq and is a predicted model, not a curated record.
AUAUACAAGCAACUCUGUGGGUUGGAGAGAAAGGGAGAGAGGGGGUGAAGGGAGGAGAAAGAGUUUGGAGAGGAUUAGGCAUGGCCGGUCCAAGCGUUUGGAAGGGUUUAGGCGUGGCCGGAUCAACAUCGAUAGUGAUAUCAGAUGACGAGAAGAAAGAGAUUCAGCAAGAUGUAGAGGAUUUGGAGGAGGAGGAGGAACGCCCAGGAUGGCUUCCAGAUGGUUGGAUAAUGGAGGUCUACCAAGGUGACGAUGGCACAAUCUACCGGUACUACACAUCUCCUAUAUCAGGACUCACUUUCACCAUGAAGUCAGAGGUGCUUCAGUACCUUUUCUCUGGGAUGGAUGAGCGAUUCCUGGAAUCAAAGAACUGUGCUGCAGAUAACCAGCUUAUUAUGACACAUGAAUGGCUUCCAAAAGGCUGGAUAAUCGAGGUUAGAGCUGGUGGAAAGAACAUGAACAAGAUGUAUAAGUUUUAUGUUUAUCCACCAGCUGGAGUUCGACUGUUUUCUAAAGAGGAUGUACUGCUAUAUAUUAAUAAGUCCGAGAUUACUGGAUUUGAUACAAAUGGAGAAUGUGACACAAGAACCAAAGACAACAUUCUUGCAAAUGUGGAAUUUAAUCCACAUUCACUGCCAGAAGGAUGGGUGAAGGAAGUAGUAUUUAGAAAGACAAAGACUGGAGUAAUUAGAAAAGACCCGUAUUUCACGGAUCCUGUUAAUAAUUAUUCAUUCCGCACAAGGAAAUCUGCAAUGCUCUAUGUUCAAACUGGAAAAGUACCUAAACGCGCAUUUAUUCAGAGGACAAGUGUUCAUGACCUCUACUCUUUUGAGAAGUCCGCAGAUCUGCAUGAAAGUCUGAAGAAAAGACUAGACUUUGCAGCUAGGACUAACCGGAAAUCCAGAAGAUCAUUGAAAUCCAAAAACUCAUCGCUUACAGAAAAGUCACUCAGUGAUGAGGAAAGUUCAUAUAAGUCUGAAGAUGGUGACUCCUCUGAUGAUUUAUCAGAUUCAUCAAGCGAGGUUAAAAAAAACAAGGGCAAGCUUGAGAAGACUACAUGCAAAACCAAAAAAUCGGUAUCCUUUAACACUGCCAAGCGUCCUGUUGGGAGACCCUCAAAAAGAUCCACUGAGGAAAUGCCUCGUGACGUGGAAAUCAAACAAGAGAGUGCAAGUAGCGAAGAAUAUUGGUGCUGAAAAUUGUGACUCGAUCGGGCUGAAGAAGAAAUUAUGCUCGUAUUUCUUUUCCUUUAGAUCAAUAAGAAGAAGGCAUAUCAAAACUUUAACUCUAGUAUUCCUUUUGCCUCUCCAAUUUCCAUCUCCACAGGACACUGUAAGAAGAUGAAGUUAAAUAAUCGUGCAACAUUUUUGUGCGGACAAAAUUAAGAAGUGCUCCCCCAUAUAAAG